AUAUUAUCUUAUCUUUGUCAAAGCUUCUCAAUUUCUCCAAGAAGAAUAUUCCAGGUUAUCUUCCCCCGAAAUUUCUGGCCAUAGCUCAUCCCUCUCCUGCCUAAUUAUAUAACCACACUUCACUUCAAUUGUCUCCAUAACCUCUCUCUCUCUCUCUCUCAGCAAUGGCUUGUUGCAUCGAUGAUUCAAGAAACCAGAAGGCAAGCAAUCACUUUUUUUACACUUCUGUAUGCAGGAUCCCAAAAAUCUUGAUACCCUGUUCCUCAAAAAUCAGUGAUCCUGCAAAAGUCGUUCCACAGGACGGGUACGAGGAUGAUCCUAUUUGGCUCACAAUACGAGAGGAGACCAAUUCCGAUGUAGAACAAGAGCCUAUACUGUCAAAUUACUUCAAUUUCUUGAUACUGUCACGUACUUCGUUGGAAAGCGCCUUGGCGAAUCAUUUGGCGGAAAAAUUGAGCAAUUCAAACCUGUCAACCGACGCCCUGUACGAAGUUUUCUUCGAUGCAAUGAACAGAGAUUGUGGCAUUAAAACUGCUAUAAGAGAUGAUUUAAAAGCUGUGAAAGAACGUGACCCCGCUUGCAUUAGUUAUGUUCAUUGCUUCUUGAAUUUCAAAGGUUUCUUAGCCAUCCAAGCUCAUAGGGUUGCACAUAAACUAUGGUCACAAGAUCGGGCCGUUGCAGCGUAUCUAAUCCAAAGUCGGGUUUCAGAGGUUUUUGCAGUUGAUAUCCAUCCGAGAGCGAAGAUCGGACAUGGGAUACUACUCGAUCACGCCACCGGACUUGUGAUCGGAGAAACGGCUGUGAUCGGAAACAACGUGUCGAUCUUGCAUAGCGUGACGUUAGGAGGUACAGGGAAGACUAAAGGGGAUAGGCAUCCCAAGAUAGGUGAUGGGGUUAUGAUAGGUGCAGGGGCUAAAAUUUUGGGAAACGUUAAGAUUGGUGACAGAGCUAAAAUCGGUGCUGGUUCGGUUGUGUUGAAGGACGUUCCCCCGGAAGCCACCGCGGUUGGCAACCCUGCUAGACUGGUUGGAGGAAAGGAUAUACCAAAGAUGUCUUAACUACAUUAGCACCUCCUUUUCGCUAUUUGUAGAUGCAAGAAUUUUUGUUGGGAGUUGAUUUUGUCACUUCUUUUUUUGUUAAUGUCACUCCUCUUCUCUCACAAAACAAAUCAUCUUAUAUAUAGACACAAAUGGGAGUGACAUUAACAAAAAGGGGAGUGGCAAAAUCGCUCCUCUUUUUGUUGUGUUGUAUUGUAAUUUUUCAGACCAAUUCCACGUUCUCACUUUUAAGUAUGAACAUGAGAUUGAUUCA
Rhododendron vialii is the source of this 1311-nucleotide messenger RNA. Its product is annotated as serine acetyltransferase 1, chloroplastic-like. The record is from RefSeq and is a predicted model, not a curated record. The coding region runs from base 165 to 1058 and encodes 297 amino acids. Gene Ontology annotation, cellular component: cytoplasm; cytosol. The transcript has a single exon. Lineage: Eukaryota; Viridiplantae; Streptophyta; Magnoliopsida; Ericales; Ericaceae. Gene Ontology annotation, molecular function: L-serine O-acetyltransferase activity.